Molecule: messenger RNA, 621 nt
Organism: Letharia columbiana
Lineage: Eukaryota; Fungi; Ascomycota; Lecanoromycetes; Lecanorales; Parmeliaceae
Exons: 3
Coding region: 1-621 (206 amino acids)
Biological process (GO): transcription by RNA polymerase II
Cellular component (GO): RNA polymerase II, core complex
Molecular function (GO): DNA binding; protein dimerization activity
Source: RefSeq, a predicted model, not a curated record
AUGGCAUCUCAACACUCUCGUGGUGGCCUAAGCCCUACAUUUUCGGCCGACUACAUUGCUCCUACGAGUGACUAUGUGACUCGUCCAUACACUACAAACUUAAGCACUACCCAGCACACAUCUGUACACUCGCAUAUGAGGUCAGCUUCAUUGCACAUGUCAAGCAUGAAUCCCAACGCAGGCAACGCAGGCUACAGACGCGAGUCAAGACCUACAGCAGAGGAUAACACGCAGCCUAGGUUCGAACUUUUUCUAUUAGGUGACGGCGAGAAGAAGGUCACCGAAGAGGCAGAUACACGUAUUCCCUCAUCAUCGAUCUUCACUUUCAACAAGGAAGAUCAUACUCUCGGUAAUCUUCUCCGCUCGCGACUUCUACAAUCGCCACACGUCAAAUUUGCCGGCUACAAAGUGCCUCAUCCACUUGUCAGUAAAUUUGAACUCCGAGUUCAGACUGAUGGCACCCUCAGCCCCCGCGCCGCUCUAAUGCAAUGCUGCAAAGAUCUGGUCAACGACCUGAGCAUUCUAAGCCGCGAGUUCACCAAAGAAUUCGAAUUGAGGAAAAUGGUAGGGGACGGAGCUAAGGCGGAUGAGAAGAAGGACGAUAAAAGGGCGGGGAAAUGA